Molecule: messenger RNA, 2120 nt
Organism: Gambusia affinis (western mosquitofish)
Lineage: Eukaryota; Metazoa; Chordata; Actinopteri; Cyprinodontiformes; Poeciliidae
Gene: mylipa
Product: myosin regulatory light chain interacting protein a
Exons: 7
Coding region: 185-1630 (481 amino acids)
Biological process (GO): ubiquitin-dependent protein catabolic process
Cellular component (GO): cytoskeleton
Molecular function (GO): ubiquitin-protein transferase activity
Source: RefSeq, a predicted model, not a curated record
GCGGGACUACGGGAGGCAUUUCAUUGAUAUUUCCUACAGCUGGUAGAGGAAGAUUAGCCACACUGAGAGAACUGUGAGAGGAAAGUGAUGACGGCUUGAUGUGGAGGGUUUCUAAAGAGGGCAAGAGAAUUGUUUUGUUGGUUUAAAGCGUGGCGCACCAAAGACUACAAAAUACAAAGCCAAAAUGCUCUGCCACGUUACUCGUCCGGACUCGGUGGUGAUGGAAGUGAAAGUUGACGCGAAGGCGAACGGAGAAGACUGUCUUAAUAAGGUUUGCAGAAAGUUGGGCAUAAUUGAAGUGGAUUACUUCGGGCUGCAGUUUACCGGCAGCAAAGGAGAGAAUUUGUGGCUGAAUCUGAGGAACCGCAUCUGCCAGCAGAUGGAUAACGUGACACCCUGUCGGCUGAGGCUGCGAGUCAAGUUUUUUGUGGAACCCCAUCUCAUCCUACAGGAACAGACAAGACAUCUAUUCUUCAUGCAUGUGAAAGAAGACCUCCACAAUGGACACCUUCGCAUGUGCUCCGAGCAGGCGGAGGAGCUAAGCGCUCUGCUAGCGCAAGCAGAGUUUGGGGACUACAACCAAAACACGGCCCAGUACUGGUAUUCAGAGCUGUGUGGAGAGGAGCCCGACACUGCCACCAUCAACAGCAUCAUCUCCAGACACAAAGCUUUGGAGGGUUUAAGCCAGGCCUCAGUGGAGUACCAGGCCUUGCAGCUCAUUUCUGCUCUGGAACAUUACGGCGUGGAGUGGCACUGGGCGCGUGACGCAAAUGGUCAGCGACUGGCUAUCGGAGUGGGGCCAGAAGGGAUCGCCAUCUGUAAGGAGGAUUUCAGCUUAGUUAACAGAGUAAGCUACCCCAUCAUCCAGAUCGCCACCCAGUCGGGGAAAAGCGUCUACUUGACUGUAACAAAGGACACAAAUGACAGCGUGGUUCUUUUAUUCAAACUGAUCAGUAACCGGGCAGCGAGCGGUCUGUACCGAGCCAUCACAGAGACGCAUGCCUUCUACAGGUGUGAUACGGUUACCAAUGCCGUGAUGAUGCAGUACAGCAGAGAUUUUAAGGGUCACUUGGCUUCCCUAUUCCUCAACGAAAACAUCAACGUGGGCAAGAAGUACGUCUUCGACAUCAGACGAACCUCCAAGGAAGUGUACGACCACGCUCGCCGUGCUCUGUACAACGCUGGCGUUGCGGACUUGGUGUCUCACUCUGAGAGCGGAGAGCGCUCCUCUCCCUCUCACUCCCCAAGCAGGGCCAGCCAGCAGGACAAGGGACUGGACUGCAGCAGUUGCGAGCAGAGCCGGGCCCUGCAGGAGCGGCUGCAGAAACUCAAAGAAGCUCUGCUGUGCAUGUUGUGCUGCGAGGAGGAGAUUGACGCAGCAUUCUGUCCCUGUGGUCACAUGGUGUGCUGCCAGAACUGCGCAAAUCAGCUGCAGCUGUGUCCUGUGUGCCGGUCAGACGUAGAGCACGUGCAGCACGUCUACCUGCCCACCUGCACCAGCCUCCUCAGCCUGACGCUGAAUGACAACCACCAGCACCGCAGCAGCAUUCCCACUCCCAUCCACAGAGACACGGACUCCCCUCACAGCUGCUCCACCACGGAGUACGAACACAAGCUCUACCAUACGUAAAGACUUUAGAAACCCACCAAAACUUCAUUAUGAACACUUUAAAACCCCACCAGCAGAGUUUCACAAAGGAGAAACAAUUCUGAUGAUGUAAUACUCCAGACCCUUGGAUCACUCCUACCUUUUUUUUUUUUCCCUGAGUAUUGUUUGCUGUGUGUUACUCUGUGAAAUGCCAUUUACAUACCUUAGAUUUUUUAUUUUAUUUAUUUUUUUGUCAUUUUGGUUUUAGUAAAUUAUGGGAUCAGUUGACCUGAUGCUGAAAUAUAAUCUUUGAAUACUUGGUUGCUUUCUACUGCAUUUCUUUGCUCAUGGCUCCAUAAGGCAAUGAUUGUUUAGAGGAGCUAACCAUGGUGAAAUUUUAUUUGUACGUUAUAUUUUUACGUUUGCCAUUUUAAAACUCUUGUUUUACUUUAUGAAUUGAAUAGUAGGGUUUAGGAGAGCAUAUUUCGGUUCGUCUUUAUUUCUCAUGUCCUGUUUUAUUUUCCAUGCCAAU